Daldinia decipiens is the source of this 1536-nucleotide messenger RNA. RefSeq lists its product as uncharacterized. The record is from RefSeq and is a predicted model, not a curated record. Lineage: Eukaryota; Fungi; Ascomycota; Sordariomycetes; Xylariales; Hypoxylaceae. The coding region runs from base 190 to 1305 and encodes 371 amino acids. The transcript has a single exon.
UAAAUAGUCACAGUACGCACUCACCAAUGUUCUGCAUGUUUGCUUAAGGGCCUAAAAACUUGUAUAUAAAACUUUUCGUAUUCUUUUGCUUUUUCUCAUUCCUCAUCUUUUCUACAUAGUUUCCAAGGGCCAAAACAGCAACAGAGGCUGUAUCUUACCCAAACAAUAACAAGCUUCUCACCUGGCAUAAUGCAAUCCAAUAACCAACAAAGAGAUAGCCAACAGCCACCAUCGGACUGGAUCAACGAACGGGGCCGACUUAGAGGCUCUGAUAUUCCUGCCAGACAAGCCGGUUCCCGCCGCUCGAUCCCCGCGAUGGCAUAUGACAAUGAUCUUGGGAGGCUUGAUAGCCUCGAGGAAUUUGGCCAAGGAAAUUCCAUAGGCUCCCGAAGGUUCAGCGGGACUUACGAUCACGCCGGAUCUGGUUGGCGCACCACGUUCGGGACCACCAGGCCGGAGGGGUCGGAUAUCUUGGCCAGUUUUAUUAAUGAGCGGUCGAGUAGGGAUUACCGGGAACCCCUACCCCACGGGGCUUUCCCCAGCCAUAUCCUCGAUAUCGAGUCUAUGAGGCCCAGAGCUAUUCCUAACCAAGACGAGAUCGCUCGGUUCGAGUCUUCAAUAUUUGACCCGAAUCGCCCAUCUUCUUGGCCAACUCAGCUUAACGACGCUCGCGAACCCUCCAGGCCAAGUACGCCGGAUAUGCCUGCUGAUGAUAUUACAUACCGGCUAGAAUACUCGCCAGAAAGAACUCCCACGCCCGACGCGUCCGGCGUAUUCUACCCGUCGGAUCAUCUCCACGGACGUUGGCAUCGGCACAAUCGGUUCAGUCAGCCCUUCCCGCAGAAUCGCCCUACUAUAUCCAGCAGCACGACUAUGCUUCCCUUAGAAAGAGAUAGGCCCGCUAGUGUAGCAUUCGACCGGCUAAACAGAGCCUAUCCAUCUACUGAAAGCACCUCUGCCCACCCCAGAAUACCCAGCUCAUCCACUGCUGAUAGCUCUCAGACUUUAUACCCCGGACUCAGCACUCCUAUCAUGACUCCCACAUCCAACGCGUCCGACAUCGAUACCGACGCUAGCGUCUUGAGGGUUAAUGCGGUGCCCGAACAGGCCGGGAACCGGGUCGAUGAGUUGAGCACGGGCAACGGAAGCUCCAGUGCCAACGGCGAAGGUGGCGCUAGACUCGACGGUAGCGGUCAUCCCGCGCCCAUCCCCGUCACCAUCUCGAUAUCUAUCGAGUUUGAUGACAGCAUGUUUGAUAUCCAGGGUUACAACGUCACUACGAAGCCGCGAAGUGAGCGGGUCUGAGAAUACAUAGGGGUCUAAGAAUCAAGGGAAGGAGAGAAAAAAAAAUAGCAUGUGAUACUGGAUAAGUGAUCUUAUCUGAUUUAGGGCGCAGAAUUUUGAUGCAUGUAUAAAAAUAGGGGGAAUGAACAUACCGAGGAUUAUAAAUAGUAAUAUUCAUGUAUUUUAUUCAAUGGUCUUUUCUUGUGGAUAUGCAAUGUAGCUAAAGGAGAGGCAAAAGCUGGCUACUAUUGC